GCACAGCGUCGUCGACGUGUCAAUGUCCGGUAACCCAAGUUGGUGGCCAUAUCGUCUGCCGAUCGAAGAAGCUCUCAAAAAGUCUGUAGUUCUUGUCGUCGGCGUCGUCGUCGGCGCCAAUGUUAUUGAGCAUUUCUGGAAGCCUAUGGAAACAUACGAAACCGAAUUGGAUCACGGAAAAUUGGAACUUUUGCAGAAAUAUAAGCGCAUUCAUGAUGAAAGAAGUGGCACGAGAAAUGGAAAUUAAAGAAAAAGAAAUCGAUCAAUACGCGGGAUCCUCCGGGGAAGACUCUGACGACGGAUCCAAUUUAUUCAAAGCUGUUUUCAAAAAAUAUAAGAAACGAAAGCCUCCACCGGACGUUUCUGACGUUAUUGACGUCAAAAGCUCUUCGCUGCUCCAAUCAAAAUUAGUAUUUAGUACGGAUGAGAUCACAUCAGAGACGACAUCGCUUGCUGAGAGAUUAGGUCUAAUUGCUCCAUCCGAGUGGCGUGUCUAUUGGUUUCCCGAUCGUAUUGGCCUAUAUCUCCUGCCAAGCCUUUUACGGAAGGAAAAAUCGACAAUGUGGAUGAAACGAGCGUUCAAGUACGCCGAACCACCGAAUAUCACGAAUUUGACGCUUCACGGAAAGGAUGUGCUCACAGAUCCUACACUCCUAACAAAAGGGCUCCGCUGGACAACACUCGGUGUUGAAUAUGACUGGAAUUCAAAAGAAUAUCCACCGAAUGGACGGCCCGUGCCAGAGGAACUUUAUCAAUUGGGAAAUCUUAUCAGUCGAUCUCUGAAAUUGGGCGACAUGAAGCCGGACGCCACAAUUCUCAAUUAUUAUCCACCGAAAUCAGCACUGUCGCCACACGUUGAUAAAUCCGAACGUUCAGCGGCCCCGCUAAUCUCAAUGUCUCUCGGCCAAACAGCAAUCUAUCUAUCCGGUACAAUCGACCUCUCCUCGGAGCCCCCAAUCCCAAUUUGGCUCCGUAAUGGAGAUUUUCUUAUAAUGCACGGAGAUCAACGUCUCGUGUACCAUGCAAUUCCGUGUAUCGGCUCAAUUCCGAAGCGACGUGGCAAUCGUGGAUCUAUGAUGGAUGAGGAUCAGGAGCAUUUUGAGCCGCCACGUGGCAAUGAUGAUGUGGAUCAAUCGAUUAUUGAUUAUUUGAAUUCUAGUAGAGUUAAUUUUACGAUUCGGCAGGUUAAUCCGAAUUAGUAGGCUCCACUUUUUUGUUUUUUUUUUUGGAAAUAUAUAUUCUAUUGUUGUUAUAUUUUUAAUAUUGCAUAGUUAAAAAAUUGAAAAAUCCAUAAAAUUUCGAUUUAUAACAUUAAAAAUCAAUAAAUAUUGAUUUUUAAAUUUUAAAUUUAUCGAUUUUCCAAAAAAUCGAUAAAUUGGAAUUUUCAAUUAAAAUUUUUUUUUUAAUUUCAAAACAAAAAAAACUUAAUAAAAUUCGAUUUUUCAAAA
Caenorhabditis elegans is the source of this 1448-nucleotide messenger RNA. RefSeq names its product Fe2OG dioxygenase domain-containing protein (gene alkb-1). The record is from RefSeq and is marked reviewed. Bases 120 to 1199 code for a protein of 359 amino acids. Gene Ontology annotation, molecular function: iron ion binding; 2-oxoglutarate-dependent dioxygenase activity. NCBI's taxonomy places the organism in Eukaryota, Metazoa, Nematoda, Chromadorea, Rhabditida, Rhabditidae. The transcript has 7 exons.